This is a messenger RNA of Sarcophilus harrisii (Tasmanian devil), 1559 nucleotides long. It is a transcript of the gene HMX2, whose product is annotated as H6 family homeobox 2. Gene Ontology annotation, biological process: regulation of transcription by RNA polymerase II. Gene Ontology annotation, cellular component: nucleus. Gene Ontology annotation, molecular function: RNA polymerase II transcription regulatory region sequence-specific DNA binding; DNA-binding transcription factor activity, RNA polymerase II-specific. The coding region runs from base 105 to 941 and encodes 278 amino acids. The record is from RefSeq and is a predicted model, not a curated record. The transcript is spliced from 2 exons. NCBI's taxonomy places the organism in Eukaryota, Metazoa, Chordata, Mammalia, Dasyuromorphia, Dasyuridae.
CUCCCUUCCCUCCCUCCCUUUCUCCCUCUUUCCCUCCAACACCUUCCACCUAGACCAUCUCUAAAGGGACUUCUUGAUUUCCUCCAAUUUCUUAUGAACCCAGGAUGGGCAGCAAAGAAGACCCUGGCAAAUGUUGUCCAGCUGCCGCCCCCAUCUCCAGCUUCACUAUCCAGUCCAUCCUGGGCAGCGGGCCUUCUGAGGAGCCCAGGGAGAUCGGGUCCAAGGGCGCCGCAGGCUGGGCGAACCGGAAAAGGAGUCUGUCGGUAUCCUCGGAGGAAGAGGAGGCGGAUGACGGCUGGAAACACUCUGGCUGUUACUGCCCGGACUCUCAUGGCCCGAAGGAGUCCGGCCACAAGCACCAUCAGCCCCUCACAAUAACUUGUCUCAGUAACUCAAAGGCCAGCGGAGGAGCCGGAUCAGUGAGUUCGGACAGGACGCCGUUCCUCUCCCAAUCCCAACAAGACUUUAAGGAAGAGAAAGAGAAACACUUCCACUCCGGGUCACCAUCACCUGGAGCAGAGCGGCCGCGAGAUUCCGGAGGAGAUCGGCAAGCCGGAUCCGCCAAAAAGAAGACCCGCACUGUGUUCUCCCGCAGCCAGGUGUACCAGCUCGAGUCUACAUUCGAUAUGAAGCGCUACCUGAGCAGUUCGGAACGGGCUUGCCUUGCUUCCAGCCUACAGCUCACCGAAACGCAGGUGAAGACUUGGUUCCAGAACCGGCGGAACAAAUGGAAGAGGCAGCUCUCCGCAGAAUUGGAGGCAGCCAAUAUGGCCCAUGCCUCAGCCCAGACUCUGGUGGGGAUGCCACUGGUGUUCAGAGACAAUUCCCUGCUGCGGGUCCCAGUGCCCCGAUCGAUAGCCUUUCCGGCCCCUUUGUACUACCCAGGGAGCAACCUGUCAGCCUUACCUCUCUAUAAUCUGUACAACAAGAUUGACUACUGACCAAACAGGACCCCAGCGGACCUGCCCGCUCCCUUGUAGAUUUCAAACCCUUUUCCCCUCGUAUUUCCUUUUUUCCGUUGCUGUUGAAAAAGACCUCUGAAACUGACGCAUUUCCCCAUUUGUAUAGGAAUGAAGGCUAUGUGCUUCUCUUAAUAUUAAGAAAUACACCAUGUGUAUUAAUUAUUUCUUAUUUAUGGAUUACUCUCCUUAUUUUUAUUUGAUUAUUAUAGGGUAUUCAAAGGUGCUUCUUACGGCAGAUCGCCUGCUUUCAACCCAACCUAAUUUUUUUUUCUUCAAAUAUUGGGGUUUUCUUUGAUAGGGGAGGGAAGAAACUUCCCUAAUCUGGGGAACAGAAUCUUUUUCAGAUCUGCUUCGGCAGGUUAAAAAAAUUGGAAGGGAAAAAAUUAAAGAUUUUAUAUACAUACAUCUAUAGUCUAUAUAUAAACAUGCAUAUAGAUAUAUAGAUAUGGAUGUUUCCAAGAAGGACACUUGUUGGCUUUUGCCUAUUGUAUAGCUUCCUUUCCAAGUUCCUCUCAUCUAGGAAUGAGUAGGCACGAAAGGGGGAUUUCAAAUCUGUAAAUAUUUUUAGAAAAAAAAAAGAAGGCGAAGACAAAUAAA